Messenger RNA from Plectropomus leopardus (leopard coralgrouper), 579 nucleotides. The record is from RefSeq and is a predicted model, not a curated record. Lineage: Eukaryota; Metazoa; Chordata; Actinopteri; Perciformes; Serranidae.
CUAUAUGUUCAGAAAAUGGAGCAGGAGGCCUUGGCGCGGGAGCUUUCCAAGCAGCGAGCGCUGGACGCGGAGCGGGAGCGCGUAGCCGAGAUGCAGCGACGGCAGCGGGAGCAGGAGCAGUUCAGUGCCUUUGAGGAGAUGAUCCGCCGCCAGGAGCUGGAGAAGGAGCGCCAGCGUGUGCUGCUGGAGUUCGCCACGCCCACCGCACCUUCCCCUGACAUGCCCCUCCUUCCAGGCAUCCAGGGGCCCCCGCAGGUCUCCCCCACCCCGCCGCAGAGCCCGGGGGACCUGUCCGGCAGCACCAACCACCAAUACAAUCCUCCUCCUGCCACCAUCAGCACACCUGCCAGCGGCCCGCCCACCUUCGACCGCUCGCUCAAGCCCGGGUCUCUGACCAGCCCCGGGAACAACAAUACGAUGGUGGACGCCCUCCGGCAGUUGGCCGUUCCCGCUGAGCUGUGCCGGAGCUUUCUGCGGCUGGCCGAAGCCAACACGAGCCGAGCUGUAGAGACUUGCGGCAUCCUGUGUGGCAGACUGGUAAGACUCUGUUGAACCAGCAGCACCGAAUCCCCCUUCUUA